UCAACGUUUACUUCUGUUACUCGGCAUAUUUUUGACAUGAUGAUUUGAAGAAUAAUCGAAUUAAUUUCGAACAACUAUAUUGUUAAUUAUUAGUCAAACAAAAACGUUUUUGUAUAAGUGAUAUUACUACAAAAAGUUAUAAUGGCUCCAGUUGAACAAGAUGUUGAAAUGAAGAACGUUGAUAGUCCUGCAGCAGCAAGUGACGCCGAUGCGAAUGAGGUAAAAAAGGAUGCUGAUGUGCUCACAGUUCAAGACCUCCGGGAACAUGUGAGGCAAAUCGACAAAGCAGUAACGUCAAAGGAACCAAGAUUUGCGUUAAGAGUACUUCGAUCGCUUCCAGGUACCAGAAGAAAACUAAAUGGCAAUGUUUUACGUGCUAUUAUAAACCAACUCUAUCCGGCUGGAACUGAGAAAGAAACUAUAAUUACCUUUGUUGAGCAACCUCUACCUGGUUCUGUGGAGAUUGAAGCACCGCGGGCCCGAAGUGCUCCUAAGCCUCCAGUUCCAGAAGUUGAUGCCUAUAUACAUCUUUUGGUGUUAGUGCGUAUGCUUGACACAAAUAAAUUGGAAGAGGCAACAGAAUGUUCACAGCAACUGAUUUCUAAAGUAACGGCUCAGAACAGGAGGACAUUGGACCUCAUUGCUGCCAAAUGUUAUUUCUAUCAUUCCCGAGUCUUUGAACUCACUAACAAAUUGGAUCUUAUUAGGGGCCUACUUCAUGCUCGCCUCCGUACUUCAACAUUACGUAAUGAUUAUGAGGGACAAGCUGUUUUAAUAAAUUGCCUUUUAAGGAACUAUUUACACUAUGCUUUAUAUGAUCAAGCUGAUAAAUUAGUCAGCAAAUCUGUUUUUCCAGAAAAUGCUAGUAACAAUGAAUGGGCUAGAUUCUUAUAUUACUUAGGAAGAAUAAAGGCUGCUCGUCUUGAAUACAGUGAUGCUCACAAACAUCUUGUACAAGCCUUAAGGAAGGCUCCACAAACAGCUGCUGUUGGUUUCCGUCAAACUGUUCAAAAACUUGCUAUUGUUGUGGAACUUCUCUUGGGAGAUAUCCCUGAAAGGGCCAUCUUCAGACAGUCACAGUUGAGAAAGGCCUUAGCACCUUACUUCCAACUUACUCAAGCCGUGCGGCUAGGUAAUUUGCAAAGGUUUGGUGAAGUUUUAGAGAAUUUUGGACCUCAAUUUCGCUCUGAUCACACAUUUACUUUGAUUCUCCGUCUGCGUCAAAACGUUAUCAAAACUGCAAUAAGGUCUAUUGGCCUGUCAUACUCUCGCAUUUCUCCUAAAGAUAUUGCUCGAAAACUUGGUCUUGAUUCUUCUGAAGAUGCAGAGUUUAUUGUUGCUAAAGCUAUAAGAGAUGGAGUAAUUGAAGCAACCAUUGAUCCAGAGAAGGGUUACAUGAGCAACAAGGAAAGUUCUGAUUUGUACUGCACUAGGGAGCCACAGUUAGCCUUUCAUCAGCGUAUAUCAUUCUGCUUGGAACUCCACAAUCAAAGUGUUAAAGCUAUGAGAUAUCCUCCAAAGUCAUAUGGUAAAGAAUUAGAGAGUGCUGAAGAAAGACGGGAACGGGAGCAACAAGACUUAGAGUUAGCUAAGGAGAUGGCAGAAGAGGAUGAUGAUGGCUUUCCUUAAAUUUUCUUAAAACACUCAUUGUCUUUGCAGUAGUUUUAUUUUUUUAAUACAAAUUUUGUAAUUGUAUUAACACUUGCAUUCAUAAACAUAAUUAAAUAUUUCAUUAACAAUUAUAAAUUUGUUAUUCUUACAACUCCACCUUUUUAAAAUAAAAAAUUUGAUUUCAUUCUAAAAACUCAACUGAUCUUACACAAGAAAAAACAAGGAAUAGUUAGACAGUGUACUUGUAAUAAGAUUGACUAAACUUGUAAAAAAAUAUGGCAGAAGGGGAUUUUAGGGAGACAAAGUUAUAAUACAUUUUACUUUAAAAUAU
Molecule: messenger RNA, 1942 nt
Organism: Pieris napi
Lineage: Eukaryota; Metazoa; Arthropoda; Insecta; Lepidoptera; Pieridae
Gene: Rpn3
Product: probable 26S proteasome non-ATPase regulatory subunit 3
Exons: 1
Coding region: 142-1629 (495 amino acids)
Biological process (GO): ubiquitin-dependent protein catabolic process; regulation of protein catabolic process
Cellular component (GO): proteasome complex; proteasome regulatory particle, lid subcomplex
Molecular function (GO): enzyme regulator activity
Source: RefSeq, a predicted model, not a curated record